CUUGGAGGAGAGAUAUGAGAAACUGCUUUUUCGGAAGACUUCUCUCUUGCACAGAGGUUCCCUCUCCCUCGUAAUUUUUCGGAGGUUGGAGACAGUCUCUGUCUGCUUCCUCGCCAGCUUCGUCAGCGACGCAUGCGCGACGUCCAGAGACUUUCUGUCUCCUGAAUUGGGGGGGCUCAUAUCCCCCUUUGCUCGCUUUGCAUUCCAUUUGCUCUCGGCUCUCGUUUCUCCUUGGGUCUCAAACCUCCUAUUCGCUGCGGCCUUCUUGACCUGCCUCGGUUCUCAAGUUGCUCUCCUCUGUUCGUUCUCCCUGAGCAAAGACGGCUCUUUUUUUUCUCCGCGGUCUUUGCAGAACCUGCCGCUGCACCAAGACCUUUCGAAACGCCUUGCAGGCUCUCUGUCUGCGUUUCGAUAUUCAAGAGUCUGCAUGGCCUGUCGGACCUGCCUCUCUGUGCUCUGUAGACACACACAGCCGGACUGCUAUGUCUCUCUAAUGCGUUUCUACUGCAUAUAUAUAUGUACGUUAUAUACAUAUACAUAUAAAUAUAAAUAUAUAUAUAUAUAUAUAUGUACAACGUACAUCUAUAUAUGCAUAUAUAUAUAUAUAUUUAUAUAUACAGAGAUAUAGAUGCCAACGUGUAGUUGUGAAUGUUCAUUUCUGUUUUCUCUGUUUCUUAAAGACAGGAGGUCCGGACAUGUUGCAGAUUUGCUGUGGUUACCACGAGAGCGCCGAUCCGUUGCCUCCGCUGCAGUUGGAAAUGAAGGAGACUUUUUCUUUGUCGACUGAGGCUCCUGAAGAUAGAGAAUUUCUCGGCAAAUUUCGAAAGAUCCUCUGGAGCACCGCUGUCACGGCGCCGCCGCGAACAGCGCAGGCAGCUGUGCAUGCGCGCGCGGAUGGCCCAUCUGCGAAGCAAGGCGAACUCUACAGAGAAGAGAGCAGGUCUCAGGCCAUGAGUGCAAACAAGAGGAGAGUGUGAUCUGCGACGGCCGCUGCAAGAGCCUGCUGAAGCCGUUUCUUCUUCUCCACCUGCGCCUUCUCGGUGACAGACCCAACCGCUCUGCUCCAGAGGCAGAGAACAACCUUCGUCUCUCACUCCCGACGAGACGCUCAUACGCGAACCGCGGCGAGACUGAGCACCGGAAGCAGAAGGAAGAAGAAGAACAGGAAGGAAAAGGAAGGAGAAGCAAGGAAGAUGGAGGAGAGGACGACGACGCAGCCAGCAGCAAGGCCAUUCGUCAGAGCAUCGAAGGAGGCACAGGCCUGCUGUCGCGAUGGCGGAGUCGAAACAGAGGAGGGAGAAGAGACUUUGUCUCUCUGUUUUUUUUCCUGGAUCCGCCUUCUGGAGAAACUUCGGGGAUGGUGGGUUUUCUUCCUUUUUUCCUUUUUCUUCUUCGUCGUUUGUCAGACUGAGGCUUCGCUCGCGGCGCGUCUUUCGCCUGGUGGCGCGUCGUGCUCGGCCUCACCAGGCUUUCGAGAUUCGCGUUCUCGCGCAUUUGCCCCUGUCGCCUCUUCCUCUUCUGUCUCGCUUUUUCCUUCGCUUCCAACCUACCGAGUUGCCCGCUGGUCCUCGCGCUCGUGCUCCGGAGAUUUUCCUCGCCAGACGAGAAGAAGGAGUCACGCAGACCUUUCUUUUCAGGCGUCGUCGGGAGUCUGUUUCCCUCCCUCGCAUGUAGCCGUUUGUUCGCCUCUUUUUCUCUCGCCUUUCACUCGCCAUCAGACGACUCUACCCUCCUCUCCCUUCUCUCGUUCUUUUGCUUCAUCUCCCUUCUCGCCCAACGUCUCAGCGUCACCGGUCUUCUCUUCUCGUCCUCUUUCUCCUCCUUUCUUCUCCUAUCGUUCGCUUUCGUCUUCUCUCUUGUUUUUUUCAAAGUCUCCUUUGGACUGGUCGCGCGGUUCUCCUCUUCUCUCCUUCCCUCCCUCGUGUGGUCUCUCGGCGUCUGCGCCGUCUCUUCGCACCUACUCUUCUGCAGGUCGCCAUUCCUCUCCUUUCCCGGUCAGUUCUCACUCUUCUCUCUUCGCUUCUUCUUCUGGACCUUCCUCUGCGUCUCUCUUCUCGCCUUCUUCAUGUUUCCGCCGCAUGCGAAACGCCUGCAGUCGGUUCUUUUCUCGCGACGCCUCGCCGCCUUCGGAGCCUUCUCUUUCUCUGGAUCUGCUUCCGACUCUUCUUCUCUCGGCCGUGAAGAACCAGAACCUUCUUCUCAAGCACACGCAGCUGGUCGCCCAGAAGGUGCAGUGUUUUCUCUCUCGAGCGACGCAUCUUCUCGCGAGGAAUCUCCGGGAAGCUCGCAUCCUUCUUCAGCCUGUGCUUCAUCUCCUCCUCGUUCAUCACCAUCCUCUCUUCCUCGCAGCCUCACACCUUAUCAGGUUUUUCAAAGUCCUUUUGUAUCUCCGGUAUCUGUUCGACUGGCUUCCCCAAGUGAACCCCCAUCUCCCACCCUUCACCUUCGUAUAUAGGGCGACAGACACGUACAUCUCUGUCUUCACUCGCGUCGUCCCCUCGAUCGCCUCCAUGGAUCUCUCUGGAUUCGCUGCCUGGGCCGUGCUUGAGAUGACAGAAAACUAUCUUGCUCGCAUCAUCGCGACCCUUGAAUGAGAGAGAAACAGGAGACGCAACUUCACUCUUCUCAGGCCUUCUUCUCCUUCAAUCCCUUUUGCUCGUCGUUCCUCCUCUUUCUUCCAUCGCCUCACAUGCCCUCUUGCCGGGCUGUCUCAAUCUCUCUCCUCUCUUUAUCUGUCCUUCUCUUCCCCUCUCUUUCUUUCGAUCUCUCCUUCUUCUCUCAUGCCUUUUCUCUCGCUCUUUCGUUCAGGUGCUUCUCCUCCGGCCGGCAGUGCGCUCCUGUGUCCUGCGCGUCCUCUCCUCCGAAAGACGCGUCUGUCUUCGCGCGUUUCUGCUCCGCUGUUUCCUUCUCUUCAAUCCUGUUUUUCUUCAGCAGCUUGCGUCCGUCCCCUGCACUCGCAUCCGACGGCAGCGCGGACUCUGCUAAGACCGUGCAGAGCUAAACCAGUGGUAGAUGUCGUCGCCAAUCAUCUUCAGAAAACGUCUGCAAAGACUCCAGUCUCAGAGCGCCUCGCGCGAGCGCCUGUUUGUGUCUUUUUAAGACAUAAGUUCUGUACUUCUUCUCGUCUGACCUUAAGCGUCCUAUAUUCUGUACGAACCGAUGUACAGCCGUGGUGUCUUUUCGUCCUCUGCUUAAAAAUCGAGAAAUGCUGC
This is a messenger RNA of Toxoplasma gondii ME49, 3212 nucleotides long. RefSeq lists its product as hypothetical. The record is from RefSeq and is a predicted model, not a curated record. The coding region runs from base 1194 to 2594 and encodes 466 amino acids. The transcript has 3 exons. NCBI's taxonomy places the organism in Eukaryota, Apicomplexa, Conoidasida, Eucoccidiorida, Sarcocystidae. Gene Ontology annotation, cellular component: membrane.